AUGUAUGACAAGAAAAAGUGGCCAGGGAUGUGUCAGGCGACCAAGAUGGGGUGCUUGAGGGGACCCAAAACAUCCCAAAACAUUGUUUUCUCGGGCUUCGUCGGUGAGUCAAUCCCGCCCAAUUGUUCUCUGGAGGAAACCAUUGUUGCCGCUGCAUUGGCGGACGAUGGUAAACGUGGAUGGUGCUGGGAUGUGGGGGCAGACGACCAGCUGAUGCCCUUCGUGGCUGAAGGGCUGCGAAAACGCGCGCUGUGGGGCGCUUCGGGCUCGUCGCAAAACGCGCCGGAUCAGCUGAUGCUGCACUCGGGUGGCCCCGUGACGGACGUGGCCUCGAGCACGCUGCUGGCUGGGCCGCCCAUGCUGCGGUUUCUGGCGAAGCAGCCGCAGGUAGGUCGAACCGUGCCAGCCAGGAACUCCCCCUUGCAGGGGCAGCUUCCACUGCUGCGCAGUGAGGAGACCGUGCCGCUCAACUGGCAGCCGCAGCAGUGGCGCUUCGGACGCUGGCAGGCCUUGUCGGAGCUGCCGCCUCAGCGGCGCCUGGGUCCAGCCUUGCGACAGGUGGCGGCCUGCGCCCGGCAGACCUCUUCGGAUGCUCUGUGGCUUUCGGAGGCUGCCAAGGAUGGAGCUUUACCUGUCCGUGGUUCAGCACUGGCGGGUUUGCUGGCCUACGACUUGGUUCAAUGGACCCAGCCUUUAGCCUUGGAACAUCCCCCGGAGCCUUCAGAGUGUCUUGGUUCGAAGCUGAUUGGGAAAGCGUUUGCCAAGCUCUACCUGGGCUGUUGGCAGCUCUUUACUGUGUGGACCGAUGGCUUGUGCACCAGAGGUGAAGCCGACAUGGGCGGUGCGGUUGUACAAUCAUUGACCAAUGAAUCCAGCAUGCUGGCCUUGCGACCUCAAUUGCUAGUGCAUCGUGACUUGGAACCUUUAGACAUGGACGACUUUUGCAGCAGAUUUUGUGGAGCGGAUGCCAUCCGUGAUGGGCAGUUUUAUCAGCUGAACUUUGGCCGGUCCUGGCAAGGUGAGAUGCGAGAAAGUCCUUGGCAACUGAUGCAGAAACUGUUUAAGCACAAUGCGGCGCCCUACUCGGGUUUUUUGCAGCUGCAGGUCGAUGGUCUCAGCUCCGCACUGUGCAGCUGCUCCCCGGAGUUGCUGCUGUCGGUGCAGCACGGAUCGUUGUCGACAUGUCCCAUUAAAGGCACCUGCGCUCGCUCCAAAGAUGCCAGGGAGGACCUGCAGCUGCGACAAGAGAUGGUGGCAUCACAGAAGGAGGUGGCAGAGCAUAUGAUGCUGGUAGACUUGCAACGACAUGACUUAGGCGUUGCGUCGUGUCCCUCCUCUGUUGCCUGGGAUCGAUGGAGAGUGGAAGCCUUUCCCAACAUUCAGCACAUGGUGAGCAAGGUGACUGGGCGCUUGUGCCCCUCCAGCGACGUGUGGGCAGCACUGGAGGCCGUCUUCCCUGGAGGAUCCAUCACGGGCUGUCCCAAGACCGCCACCAUCGCCGCCAUCGACGCCUUGGAGAAAGAACCGCGGCGCUGUUGGACCGGCAGUUUGGGCUUCGCGGAUCUCUUCACUGGGGAUGGCCAGUGGAACAUCCUCAUUCGCACCUUGGAGGCCGAAGCCCAGGAUUCGUCCUGGCGCGCGGUGGUCAAGGCUGGCGGCGGCCUCACGAUAGGUUCGGAUCCCUCGGCCGAGGUGCAAGAAGCGAAACUCAAGGUUUGA
This is a messenger RNA of Cladocopium goreaui, 1719 nucleotides long. The record is from the annotation of a GenBank genome assembly. Lineage: Eukaryota; Dinophyceae; Suessiales; Symbiodiniaceae.